Molecule: messenger RNA, 4096 nt
Organism: Hyalella azteca
Lineage: Eukaryota; Metazoa; Arthropoda; Malacostraca; Amphipoda; Hyalellidae
Product: putative Ras-related protein Rab-33
Exons: 5
Coding region: 332-1018 (228 amino acids)
Biological process (GO): Rab protein signal transduction
Cellular component (GO): Golgi apparatus; endosome
Molecular function (GO): GTP binding; GTPase activity
Source: RefSeq, a predicted model, not a curated record
AAAUUUUAUUUUAGAUAGAAUACCCAAAUAUGAACCUCAUCCACAUAUUUUUUAUGUUAAACACUAACUAAUAAAAUAUGUGUUGUCAAGUAAAGCUCCAUAACAUUCAAAUCUUUCUAGAUUAAUUCAAAAACAACUUUGUGCUGUGAUCUGCACAACAUCAGGUUUGUUGGGCAUCAGUAAAUAUAUGAUGAAGGACUUAUUUCAAUUGGCCAUCAAGCAGAACAACAAAAUUAAGAUGUAGGAAAUUGUAUGUCUGAUCUUGAUCUUGUGAAAAUGUGAAGAGCUAUCAUAAUUUUGUUACUUGUGUCAGUUAUGUGAGCCUAACAGAAUGCGUACCUUCAAAGUCAUUGUUAUUGGUGACACUAAUGUUGGAAAGACCUGCUUGACUUUCAGGUUCUGCAAUGGCAGCUUUCCUCAGACAGCAGCAACCAUUGGGGUGGAUUUCCGUGAGCGCAAGCUUUCCAUCGGCGGUGAAGACAUUGUGCUUCAACUGUGGGACACAGCCGGGCAGGAGCGCUUCAGGAGGUCCAUGGUGCAGCAUUAUUACCGCAAUGUGCACGCUGUGGUGCUGGUGUAUGACGUGACCAGAACGUCAUCUUUCCAGUCUCUGCGCAGCUGGCUGGUCGAGUGUGACAGACAAGGCCUCAGUGAUGCCAUCCCUCGACUCAUGAUUGGCAACAAGUGUGACGAAACUGACAACAUUAAAGUCUCCACCAGCACUGCACAAUGCUUUGCUGACCUCCACAAUAUGCCUCUCUUCGAGACCUCGGCCAAAGCUGACAGCGAAUGUGACCACAUCGAGUCCAUCUUCAUGACCCUGGCGCACAAGCUGCAGGCCAGCAGGCCUCUCAUGUCUGCUGAGGUCAACAGCGCGGGUGGUGGCGCUGCGCUGGAAGCGAUACAUCGCGCCGAGACCACUGCAGCCCUGCAAGAGUCUGGACUUAUUGACGUCAGGAGCGGCGACUGGAUCAAUGAUCCCGGCUUCACGGAGAGACAAGAGUCUUAUUGUUGCUAAAUGUGCGCUCUGUAGUUGCCUGAUGCCGAAUGUGUGCUCUGAAGUUGUCUGGUACUGAAUGUGCUUGCUGAAGUUGUGUGGUGCUGAAUGUGCUUGCUGAAGUUGUCUGGUGCUGAAUGUGCUCUGAAGUUGUCUAGUACUGAAUGUGCUUGCUGAAGUUGUGUGGUGCUGAAUGUGCUUGCUGAAGUUGUCUGAUGCUGAAUGUGCUCUGAAGUUGUCUGGUACUGAAUGUGCUUGCUGAAGUUGUCUGAUGAUGAAUGUGCUUCUUAAGUUGUCUGGUACUGAAUGUGCUUGCUGAAGUUGUCUGGUGCUGAAUGUGCUUGCUGAAGUUGUCUGGUGCUGAAUGUGCUUGCUGAAGUUGUCUGGUGCUGAAUGUGCUUGCUGAAGUUGUCUGGUGCUGAUACGUGUGCUCUGGAGUUAUGUGGUGCUGAUAUUUGUGCUCUGAAGUUUUCUAAUCCCAAUAUUUGAGCCGUGAUACUCUCUGAUACUGAUGGUUGUUUUGUAGAUUGCCGCUACUGACGUGAGCUCUGAAGUUAUGUGAUGCUGGGUGUGAUCCUGUGGCAGCUACUGCUUGUGAUAGCGUUUGCUCUCGACUGGUAUGUUGAAAUUAUUCGUUGCUGAAGUGUAUGUUGGAGACUUACAUUCAGACAUUUCCUUUCCUCGUAAUGCCUACUACACCGAUCCUGCUGAUCGCGUGCGGUCUGAAGAUACGUGUUGCUGGUGUACAAUUGGUUAGUCGUAGCCUCAUUUUUCCUUCCAGAAAAUUAUUUUCUUUGCAUUUUUUAUGAUAUUUUAGGAUGUCUAUUGAUGAUGGUUUCAUUUCUAGUCACACGAAUAACUAACUUGUUUGGCAUUAAAAGUAAUUAUUUCAAUUUAUGUAAUUUAAAUUUCCAGAUUUUGUGUCUGUUUUGUAAUCGUUCUUCCAUUUUCAUUUAAGGAAGCAUAUGAAUCUAGCGCAUUCCAUAAGCCAAACAGAUGCUUCUUAAAGUAUCGUUGGAAGGCAGCGUGAAAUACCUAUUAAAUGAGGUAUUAUUUCAUUAUCUAUUCUCCUUAGGAUGAAUAAAGAUAAACUCAGCUAUCACUAUUACUGUGUUUUGCCUCUGGCUGUGAUUAUAGAAUCUAUCAUUUUCCUACAUGAAAAUUGUCUACUUUGUUUUUAUGUUCCAUUCUACUGAUAUUCCACCUACCUAAAUCACGUAUUUUAUUUUACGCGUAUUAUGUUCUUAGCGUGUGUAUAAAUAUUUUCUGAACAAAUUACACGGUAUAGAAGUAAAAGGUUUUUAACCAUAUACAUUUCAAAUGAUGCUUCAUGUUCUUGUCUUAUAAAAUUGGCCUUGGUGAAAAUUAUUACUUGAGCUCAGUGUCAUGCGUUGUAAUGUUAAGUUUAUUGACUGGUGAACCUUUCAUAGAAAUCUGGAUUUUUUAGCAAUCUCAACCGCCACAAAAAAAAAGAACAAAUAAAUGAAUAAGAUAUUCAUCAAGCAGAUUUCGAGUUACCUGUACUCAGGAUAAUUGUUUACAAUUAAUGAGAAUUCAAUUAAAAUUAAGCUGAAUUCUCAGUUAAUAGAUUUGAGAGUAUAAAAAAUGUUUUUGGACAAGUCAUGAUGGAACGGUUCGGUUGCAGCUGAUGUUUUAAUUCGUAAGUUCCUAAUGCUAGGCUUUCUGUAUUACGGCGAUUGGUGUUGAGCCUAAGUUUUAUUUCUGUUGUGGACCAGCACUUUAAAUCGUGGUCAUUCCCUACUAAACCUGUAAUAUAGUUUCUAUAAUAUUUGUUAUAACCUUGUAACCUGCUGUUAUUUAGAAUAAAUCAGCAAUGGUCGUCAGUAAUACUGGUAUACGUCUCUUCAUAUGAUUUAUGUCUUCACUAGACGCUUGUUUUAAUCAGGUCCUACCAUUUUGAUGAUUUUUUAUUUUAACUUCUCCCGCAUUUCUACUUAACUGGUAACGUAUUUAAUUGAGGCCGUAUUCUCGUAAUUCUUUCAUGCCUGGUUAAAUGGUCCCCUGCCCUCUUGUAAUCAAUUACCUUUUGAGGUGCUCUACAGUCGCCGCGGGCACAAACUUUUACCGCAUUCUAGCCAUUCCAAUGUUUAUAUUAGUUGAAUUUUGUCUCGUCAAAGCGGUAGUAAUUUGAGCAUCGAAUGCACUGUUUGAAUUUGAUGGUGAUGUGCUGGGACCAAAUGGUCGGCGUGUUGCAAGAGUUGUGAAUUCUUGCCAGAACAUCUUUUGUUAGGCAGAUAUAAUUUUCGUAGUAGAAAGAAAGAUAUAAUAAAAAUCUCUCAGAACCUCGGAAGUAUACCACAUGGAAAAUGUACCGCUCGCCACUAGCGAUGACCGCACUAUCUGGAGGCACUCGCAUUAUGGAGCACUUCUUUGGACAUCCAAUUGUUUUGUGUGCAUUAUUAUGCAACGAAUUGCAACCUAUUUUGCUUCAAUGUCCUAACUCGUGGUUGAAAACCAUCGGUCUAGAUCCUGUCCUAAGUUAGAUAGAAUUUUUUAAUAUUUCCAGUGAAUCUCUAACGGGCGUAGCGCUUAUGUUUGUUAUUGAUGAGUAUUUUUCUGUUAACUUUACUUGGCUGUCAAAGUCUUUAUCGUAUUAAGACGUGUAUGCACUUUGUGUUAUAUCAUCGCAAGUCUCUUUUAUAUUUAUAAAUCUGUUUGAUGUUGAACUGAACUGGAAAUUCUAAUUGGUAUAUUCCAUAGUGCUAUGUUCUUGUAGCUCAGAAAAGAUGUCAUUUGCUAUCAUUUUAUUUGCGCAGGGGAAAAUUUGUAAAAAACGUGAUACUCGAUUCAUGCCCUGGUCUCACAUGCUAACUUUACGAUGGAUUACUUUGAUGAGCCUUGAGCGUAUUUGAUCUUUGUACUAAUUCGCAUGUUAUGUGAUCCGCCGAUGGCUUUUUCCAAUUAUUGCUCUAGAAAAUCCUGUAUUCUGUGUUUUAAAUAAAAAGCUUUCAUAUACGCUAUCAAUUGCGCGAAAAUUUUGGUGGCUUUAAGUGGAGUAAAGAACUCUAUUACAAUUAUAAGGAGUAUUAUGUUAGGCGUCACAUUGUUCUAUAUAAAUAUUACACACGAUGACUUUGA